AACUCCGAUGAAGAAACAAACGUCAAAUCAAAAUUCGCUUCUCUUGUGCCGCAUCGAUUUUGUUUUGGUCCGGUCCAUUUUUGCUCCCCUUUUCGGACCAAUCGGUGCAGAAAAGGGUAUCAAAUCCUGUACGAAACGUAAUCCAAAUCCUCCGGCGUAAAACUAAUAUGUCCAACCUGCAGCGCGUCAUGAUGAAGUCCCGCCUGCCGCCAAUGUGUCCAAAUCCAAAGUUUCCCAAGCCGACGGACCGCGGGUUUCGCCGGCAAACGGACUACAAUCCAAUCAUGUGGAGCGAGUAUUUUACCGAGAACCGCGAUGUGACCACAAAGAAUGGCGUGUUCCGGGUGUACUUGACAGACAAACCGCGCUCUCCCGGUCCGCUGCUGGUGAUGCUGCACGGAGGAGGAUUUUCCGCUCUGUCCUGGGCACAUUUUAGCAUGGAGAUUUCAAAAAUUAUACACUGCCAGUGCUUGGCCAUUGAUAUCAGAGGGCAUGGAGACACAUCAACUGAACAUGAAGACGAUCUUUCUGCGGAAACUUUGGCACAGGACGUGGCCGAUGUUCUGCAUUCCAUGUAUGAAGAUUCUGCACCGCCGGUGAUCCUAAUUGGUCAUUCAAUGGGGGGAGCGAUUUGCGUCCAUGUGGCCAACAUGGAAGUUAUCAGCAGUCUGAUCGGAAUCGUGGUGAUCGACGUCGUAGAGGGAACCGCCCUUGAAGCACUGGCCAGUAUGCAGAGCUUCCUGCGUUCCCGACCGAGCACUUUCAAAAGUAUUCAACAUGCCGUCGAGUGGAGCGUGCGGAGUGGACAAAUUCGAAACAUUGAGUCAGCGCGGGUUUCGAUGCCUGGCCAGAUUGUGAACAUCGAGACCGGAAAACUUUCCACCAAUGAACUCCCACUCGCCGAGGAAUCUCUCGAAGGGCGAACAAAGUUUGCCAACCCCAACGCCAUAGCUGAAGACGGUGAAAUGCCAUCGCCAGCCGAUAGAGAUGGUCCAGCCCCCGCUGAAGUCCCCGUACCGCCUGCCAAUCUCAAGAAGUACACCUGGCGAAUCGACCUAUCCAAGUCGGAAAAGUACUGGGAAGGCUGGUUCCAGGGACUUAGCCAAAAGUUUUUGGACGUAAAAGUUCCCAAACUUCUGCUCCUGGCUGGAAUCGACAAUCUUGACCGAGCUCUGACGGUUGGCCAAAUGCAGGGUAAGUUCCAGCUACAGGUGUUGGCCCGAUGCGGACAUGCCGUUCACGAAGAUAGGCCCCACGAGGUCGCCGAAGUCAUCGGAACGUACUUACUGAGGAACAAGUUUGCCGAAGCGUCCGGCGAGGGCCAGUUUCUCAAACACAUGCCAGCCUGUUGAAUUUUUCGGUAAGAUCUUAAAUGUACGAAAUGUUCUAGAUUGAAUACAAAACAAAUUAGACAGACUUAUUCGAGUCAAAGCAGUUUCCUAAAUAGUGGGAGGCGCCUUUA
Messenger RNA from Aedes albopictus (Asian tiger mosquito), 1462 nucleotides. RefSeq names its product protein phosphatase methylesterase 1. Gene Ontology annotation, molecular function: protein methylesterase activity. Gene Ontology annotation, biological process: protein demethylation. Bases 168 to 1352 code for a protein of 394 amino acids. The transcript is spliced from 6 exons. The record is from RefSeq and is a predicted model, not a curated record. Lineage: Eukaryota; Metazoa; Arthropoda; Insecta; Diptera; Culicidae.